Didymodactylos carnosus is the source of this 961-nucleotide messenger RNA. Lineage: Eukaryota; Metazoa; Rotifera; Eurotatoria; Philodinida; Philodinidae. The record is from the annotation of a GenBank genome assembly.
AGUGGCUAUUUUCCUUCCUCCAUAAGUAAGGUUAAAGGACACGUGUUUGCUGGUGAAAUAUUUACAUUUAUGAAUAUAAGAAGUCUACUUCCACAGAGGGAUGUUGUUAGUGCCUAUUUGUCUCUUGCUUGUCCUGUGUUUUUGUGUCUAACUGAGACUUGGCUUGAUCAUAGUAUUUUAGAUAAGGAUAUUAACUUUCUUCACUAUCAGUCCCCAAUGCGCUUAUUAAAGAUGUAGUAGUUCAACCAAAGUUAGAUAGAAGUGAUCACAGUUUUAUAGAAUUUAAAAUGAACACGCUUGCUUGUAAAGGUAGAAGAGUGAGAACUAUUUAUGAUUAUGGUGCGGUAAAUUGGGAACAAGUGAUUGCAAGAUUUUUAGAUAUUCCCGUAGAACGACUCUUGAAAAAUUACAAUAGUCUUAACGAGAAAGUGCAAGUUUUUGAAGAAAUUUUACUUGAGCAUAUUAAAACCUACGUUCCAAGUAAGGAAAUAAUGAUAGAAUUACGAGAUAAAGCCUGGUUUAACGAUGAAUUAAGAGUCCUUUACAAAAAGAAAUUAAAAUUGUAUCGUAAAAGAAACAAUUCAACAUAUCAUCUACAGCUAUAUCAUGAAAAAGCUGCCGCUGCUCAAUCUGGAUUUAGAGCAAGGGAUAGUACAACCUACCUUUUAAAUGCAUUAGAAAUUAUCUAUAAAGCGUGCGUUUUGUCGAUUUUGAAUUAUGGCUCUAUAAUUUAUUCGUUAACAACAUCGGUGAAUUUGAAUAAGGUUGAGCACAUUCAGUAUGAGGCUGCAAUGGCCAUCUGUGGAACAAUGGAAGGUACAUCAAAAGAUCGAUUAUAUGAAAUCUUAGGUUGGAUAUCCACAAAAAAACAUUUUUAUAUUUUGAGGUUAUUGACAUUUUUCAAAAUAAUUAAGGGUCGUGCACCCGCUUAUCUAAUCAAUCAUUUACAGUUUCAUAGACC